Maylandia zebra (zebra mbuna) is the source of this 4379-nucleotide messenger RNA. The record is from RefSeq and is a predicted model, not a curated record. Lineage: Eukaryota; Metazoa; Chordata; Actinopteri; Cichliformes; Cichlidae.
UAGAGCUGGCAUUUCUUUGAGGAGGGAGAAAAGAGGAAUCACGCUGAAGCUAAAAAUCUCUGAAUCUGCACUCCCAGGGUGGGCUUACAUUGAAGGAUAGACAGGAAAAAAAAGAAAGAUGGAUGUGGAGCGAUGCAAGUGCUCUUAUUGGACAAUUUUGUGAGGCUGCAAAGCACUAAGGGACACAGCAGAAAAUGAUAUUUAGUUUUUAUAGCAAGACCAUUCGGAGGGCUUAAGCCGGGGGGAGGCUAAAUGGGAGGUUUUUAAUUUUUUUGGACAGGGUGAGCUGGGACAAAAAAAUGGGUCAGGUUUGGUAAACACACACAGGAUGGGAAAAGAACCACCUGUCCUUCUUAAGAUGAGGUGAGCGCACAUUAACAGAAGCACACACAGAAACCUCGCACACACUCUGCACAUCACACCGAGUCUUCAGGACAGUUUCGCAGGAUUCACGAUAGAUUGGAUCCUUGCUCCUCGCAAAGUGCGUGACUUUGAAAAUGCUUUAAGACGUCUGCCGUCGGGAUCCCCUGGAUUCAUCUGAGGACUGAACUUGUGAAUAGAACCAGCCACUAAACUCCCAGGUGACUCUCUCCUGCGACAACCUGUGGACACAGAAGCUCGGCUUUUUUUUUCUUUUGUGGGAUCCCUCCCCCUAAGAAAAAAAAAAAGAAGCAAAACAAAAAAACUCCCUGAUGAGCUUGCAAUUAGGUGGAUCACCUGUCUCAUGAAGAUCCUGUCCUGAAACGACCCAUCCCGGAGGCUUCAUCAGCCUGUCCCCUUUUCUCCCCCCAACUAGAUGUCUUGAUGUAUUGCUGUGGGCUGGGACACUGGCGGAGAGUGCAGUCCACCUAUGGAGAGCAUAAGGACACAGAUGUCGUUGAGGAAAGAAACGCCCAGGUGCAGCUGGAGAAAGCAAAGUACAAGCCUGUGGCAUUUGCUGUACGAUGCAACUUCUCUUACACGCCAGCAGACGAUGACAACGUCCCUGUACCAGGCAAGGCUGUCACUUUUGAGGCCAGGGACUUCCUACAUAUCAAAGAGAAGUUUAACAAUGACUGGUGGAUCGGACGGCCGGUGAAGGAGGAUGGUGUGGUGGGCUUCGUCCCCAGUCCAGUCAAUCUGGAAACCAUUCUUAUCCGAAGAGAAGUCCAAGCGAGGAAAGCUGCCAAGGCAUUAGCCAACAAAGCUGCAUCUCAGGUAGCUCAAGAUAUGAACUCGAAGAAAUAUACGCCUCCAUCACAAGCAGCCAAUCAGCAGGUGAAAAAGAAGCCGGGGGAGCAGGUGGCUAUGUAUGAUGUAGUGCCUACAAUGCGCCCUGUGGUUCUAAUGGGACCAUCACUGAAGGGCUUAGAGGUAACAGAUAUGAUGCAAAAAGCACUAUUUGACUUUUUAAAACAUCGAUUUGAAGGCAGAAUUACUAUUACGCGGGUAACAGCAGAUAUCUCACUGGCAAAACGAUCCAUCCUCAACAACCCUGGCAAAAAGGCCUUAAUGGAUCGCUCCAACACCCGCUCCAAUUUAGAUGCUGCCGCUCAGAUCCAAGGGGAGGUGGAGCGUAUCUUUGAGCUCGCCCGCAGUCUGCAGUUGGUCAUUUUAGACGCAGACACCGUCAACCACCCUAUGCAGGUGUCCAAGACCUCCCUAGCUCCAAUUCUUGUCUAUGUAAAGAUCUCCUCACCAAAAGUGUUGACAAGACUGAUCAAGACCAGGGGGAAGUCUCAGACCAAACAUCUCAAUGUUCAGCUUGUGGCAGCAGACAAGCUUGCUCAAUGUCCACCAGAAAUGUUUGAUGUCAUCUUAGAUGAAAACCAGCUAUCGGAUGCCUGUGAGCACAUUGCUGAUUACCUGGAGUCCUAUUGGAGAGCCACUCAUCCGCCAGAGAUGGAGCCUGCCAACGCAGUGGUGGCCCAGCUGGCUGAGAAUACACUGCCUGCCAGUCCUACAGUAAUACCGGAUGAGCAGAAAAGCAAGAAGUCAGGUGCCCCUAAGAGGAAAGGCUCACGGGAGAACCAUCUAGACCAUGAGCCCCCUUCAGUCCCGGCUCAGGAGCAGACCGCUGAGGAGGGCCAGAGAGAGGAGGAAGAGCGGCUCCUGAAGACUGAGCCAAAAAGACCCCAGCACACCCACCACCAUCACCAUCACCACCACCACCGGCGGACGGAGCACCACAGCCACGUCCAGCACAGCCAGACUUCAGGUGGCAUGGAAAUACAGUCGAGCAGGGAUUACGCCUCAAGGCCUCCUCGAAGGUACAUGCCCGAGGAGAGGGAUGGCGAGGUGGACGAUGUCCUAAAGGAGGACGAGGAGGAGAUUUACUGUAACUUCCGGGUUCAUAACCACCAUCAUCACAACAGUAACCACCAACACCAUCACCACCACCACCACCAACAUCAUCGUGGAAACAUCCAGCCAUAUGUUGGGGAGGACUACGAACAGGAGCACAAUGAACGCAACCGGCAGCACAGACAUCACCAGCAUAUUCCACCACGGACACACCACACAACGGAUCACUAUACUGCACACAACCAUCACAGCUACCACCACUACCCAGGCAGAGACCGGGAGAGAGACAGGGACAGAGACAGGGAAAGAGAAAGAGACAGAGAUAGAGACAGAGAUAGAGACAGGGAUAGGGAUAGAGAAAGACAUAAGGACAGGGAAAGGGACAGGGAUAGGGAUCGAGGUAGAGAUAGAGAUAGAGACAGAGAUGCUCGACAGUGGCACAGAGAUUCCUAUAUACACUAGUGACUGUUGUUUCUACUCCAGGUUGAUGCAUGGAAUUAUGCUUCUCACCUUAUAAUGCACUAAUGGGCAGGGCAGGUUAUGUCUUCUUUGUAGUCAAUGUUUCUCCUCAUAUUGCAUUUUUUAAAGAUUUACCCUGUCCCACAUGCACACAUCUAGUUCUUUCUUAUUUUAGCUCUUGUAAGAUAAAAUUUUUUGUAUGUUUUAUCCUAAGUCUUACGGCUCCAUACGUGUUUUGGCACAAACAGUGGUCAAGGUUAAACUGCAUCAGAACACUCAUGACUCGCUCUAGUCUAGCGUUCACGAUAAUAAUUUCAUAUAUAAUUUCAGUAUCCACUAAGGUUACUUUUUUAAUUUGUCAUGAUCACAGCAGCCAAUAGAUUUGUCUGACCAUCAGUCAAAUAUCGAAAGAUGCUCAGUUUACAGUAAUUCAGAAUAGCAGCAACAACAAAAAACAUGUAUUAUGUUUUGAUUCAGUAUACAGUAGCUGUGACAUCAGACUAAAAUGUUUUACUGUGACUUUGUUUUGAUAUUGUGAAACAUUAUUUUGUGUCAACUUGGUUCUUGAACCAAACAAAACAAUCAGUUUGGAAAUGUCACUUUAAGCUAUGGGGAACUGCAAUUUGAAUCUUUAACAUUUUAUUGACUAAAGAGUAAAUUUACUAAUGUAUAAAGUGGCAGGUUAAUCAAUUAAACGAAAUCAUUAGUUGCAGCCCAUUAAUGUUUAUCUCCCUUAUCAGACAAUUAACUAACUCAUUAAAUGCACAAAAUGUGAAAGAAAAGUUACAACAAUGAAUGUUGUAUUUUAGGAUAUUUUCUUCUACAUAUCUGCACAGUGAGAUUUUUUUGUCUGAUCAAAUGUUCAUACAACUGUGGCGAACAACUGACUUGUGCAUUUCGGUGUCACAUCUUCAUUUAAAUUGGUGUGUCCAAAGACAAGUUAUUUUAAACACUGUUAUGAAAAGUCAAACUAUUUUUCUACAUGAUUUGAGAGUGAAGUCACUACUUUACUUCCUACUUUUUACACUGGUGUACAAGCAUAUUUACUGACUUGUGUUUGCUGUGUCUGGAAGCAUGAAUAAUCUUUUGGUGACACUGACCUGUGCUAUAUGCUGGAUACUCUAUGCAUCUUCUUGUGAUAAAAUAUAUUGCUUGAAUACAAUCUCUAUGCAUUUGUACAUACUUCAUAAUUGCCUUGUUAAGUAAAUGUAAGGAGAACCAGAGAGCCUCUUGCACUGUUUGGUAAGACUUUGGUAGAACCACAGACUUUAACAAGACGGGAUUGACUCUGUUCCUUUUAAGACUUUUUUUUUGGCUAUCUUUGUUUGUUGGUUGGUUGGUUUUGUACAGCAUUCAGAAGUUAAUUUCGACAAAUAUGCAUUCUAUUAUUGAAAAUCAUUAAACUGUAAAAUGUGUUAAAUGACACCACACUCAAUAAUUACUGUCCACUGAAUCUAUCAGCGAAAGUUUUUUUUCAAGAUGAACUCAAGAUCAUCCAGCAGUAUUGCAAGAGAGAAACAAGGUAACUUGCCCGAACACUUAAGGUCACGGGAACCAAGAUGGACAAACAUUUAAGCAAGCUCAUAUAUAUUUUUCAUUUCAUUUAAAACAUCAAAUAAACCAACAGAAAGCAUAAA